Podarcis lilfordi (Lilford's wall lizard) is the source of this 324-nucleotide messenger RNA. The record is from the annotation of a GenBank genome assembly. NCBI's taxonomy places the organism in Eukaryota, Metazoa, Chordata, Lepidosauria, Squamata, Lacertidae.
AUGAUUCAGUUCUACGGGGACGUGGAAGCAUUUUUCCGCCGUUUACGCCUGAAGGAGUAUUUUCAACACACACAACAACAAGACAAAUCAGAACAAACAACAACUUCACAACACAACACCUCUCAACCCACUGGAGAACAACAACCACCCUCCCAACAGAACACUGACCACCAACUACCUCCGAAAAAGUGUUACACAAAAAGGGACUCCACAUGGACCCCUCCUGAUGGACGCAAUACCACACUGGACUUGUACAUUGACUGCUUCCGCCACAGAAUCCAAACAGAUGUGACCAGAAAACACCAUCGCUACAACAAAAUCUAA